GUCAGCUGACAUUGGCGGUUGUUUUGUGUGUGGUCAUCCAGCAAUGGAGAAUCUUCCGAACCCGUCAGAGAAUUCACCACAAACUCUCCUCCACUUAUGUUCCGAGCAGAUUGACAUGCACAACAUGCGUGGCAAGCAUAGGCGUAUGCAUUCUGAGGGAUCCGCUCGCUUCAAUUCGUCGCCUUCUUGCGAUUCUCUAACAGCCAGCAAAGCAAAUGCAGACUGGAUAUCACAGUCUGGAGUCAGACGGCGAAAGUUUCCUGAAUUCUGUUUGUUCAGUGAUUCCUCAAGCCAGUCGACCACCAGCACCUGCACCGCUCAACAGCCUUGGGAUAUAAAUUCUUCAGUUACGGACUUAAAGUCACUCAGCGUUUCUAAAAAAAGCCAUUCGCCUUUGUCAGCUCAUCGUCGUUCUGCUAGUUAUGGUGGUGACUACUUCACAUUUGCAGCUCAUGAGAUUGGGGAAGCUGCCAGUAGAGCCGUGGAACAUGCCGAAGAAUUGGUUAUACACCUGUGGAAACAGGGUUGGAAAGUAGUUCACCAUCACAGUUUGCCCCACUGGUUAAAAGAUAAUGACUUCCUUUUACGCGGUCAUCGACCUCAACUACCCUCAUUUCGUGAAUGCUUCCGUUCAAUGUUUCGUGUCCAUACAGAAACAGGGAACAUAUGGACACAUCUCAUAGGUUUUAUAUGCUUCCUUAUCUUAAGUAUCUCAUUCCUUGUGCGCCCUGGCUUGGAUAUUCACUGGCAAGAGAAAAUGGUUGUCCAAGUGUUUUUUGUGAGCGCCAUUCUGGCGCUUGGUUUUUCAUGGUUAUUUCAUACUGUUUAUUGUCACUCGGAGCGUGUCGGUAGAUUGUUUAAUAAAUUGGAUUAUAUGGGGAUUGCUUUACUUGUUAUCGGGUCAUUUGUACCUUGGAUUCAUUAUUCCUUCUAUUGUCAUAAACAGUUCAAAUUUGUUUAUAUUACGGCUGUGCUCAUACUUGGUUCAGUUUGCGCCUUUGUUUGUACACAAGAUUAUUUUCUGACUCCAGCUUAUCGUGUAGCCAGAGCAUUGUUAUUUAUUUCACUUGGUUUAUCGGGUGUAAUUCCGUGUACCCACUACAUAUUGAUGGAAGGCUUUUGGGAAGGUGUCAGUUAUUCUGCUCUUGGUUGGCUAGUUCUUAUGGCUGUACUUUACAUAUCAGGAGCUGCGAUCUAUGCUUUACGUAUUCCCGAACGACUUUAUCCUGGAAAAUUUGAUAUUUGGUUCCAAAGUCAUCAAAUCUUCCAUGUAUUUGUUGUUCUGGCUGCCUUAGUCCAUUUAAAUGGUAUUUUGGAGAUUGCUCAAUAUCGACUAACCAAAGGUGCUUGCAAUAAUCGAUAAUUACUUGUAAAUAUGCCGAAUUAUUUUCUCUUCCUUUGUAUUUCACUCUUCUGCGUAUAUCUGUGUUUAUUAUUAUUAUUAUUAUUAUUAUUAUUAUUAUUAUUAUUAUUAGCAGUAGUAGUAGUAGUAUUUUUCAGAAAAAUUGUUAUUGUCAUUUCACUCAGCCACCAAAUACUACUAAAAAACUGUCGAAAAAUUGCAGUCAGGGCUGUCUACAGAACUGUGUAGACUUAUAAUUAUUAUUGUACCAAUAUGACUAGUAAUUAAAUGCACAAUGUGUUCUUCGUUUAAACAGUAUCACCAUCUAUCAGACUGUUUUCAGUCUUACUUUCUGGAGGAGAAAAACUGUGCUCUGUACAACUUGAUACAUAGAUUUCCCCGAUUUUGUUAUCUUCUGAUAUCCCUGUGUAUGUGUGUGUGUGUAUGUAUGCGUGCGUGCGUGCGUGCGUGCGGAUCUGUAAAUGCACAGAACAUUUUAUUCUGUUCACAAAAAGGCAAAGCUCAUUUCCUUUUAUACACUGAAUAGUCUUUUUCCCUUAUCAAGCGAUCUUUUUCAUCGUGAGGACAUUUUGUGUACACCGACAAUCUGAUUAGUGCUUAUGAAUAUUAUUCUACUUUCAAUUUCAUGCUGUUAAUUGAGUAGUGGUUUCUUCCAUUGUUAUUGUAUUGUUAUUAAUAAUUUACCUCAUUGUUAUGCACACGCAGAUAUGGUUGUUUUGUUUUACAGCAACAGUGUGUAUACGCGCGACCAGCUGUGUGUGUGUGCGUGUGUGUCUGUUUGAAUUGCUGCUCUUAUCGCGUCUAUCAAGCGACAAGCACCAUUAGCCAUGAGUGACAGUAGACAGUUUUUCACUGAUGGAUUAUGUAUUUUUGUCUUUCUUCUACUCAAUAAGAAGGACUGGAAAAUAGAUGAAACUAGUACUUCAUUUAUACACUCUCCUCUGUGUUUACCGUUUUAUUGUAUCCAAGCCGCCACUUGUUUGCUUUUCUUUUCAAAGAAUAUGCACCUACACAUGUUAUUAUUUUUCAAGGUGAAGUGGAAUGUUCACCGCCAGCCAUUAUUAUUAUUAUUUUGUGGUUUACCAAUCGUUGGAUUACGUUUCUUUCCCUUCGUUUUGACAUAUGUUUCUUGUUGCUUUGUAAACUGUGCACUGUUAAUUGGUUAUGCUUGUAGCUGGUAUGCACAAAGUUUCUGUUUUUUCUCUCUUCUCUUCGUUUCUUUUCUCUUCCUCUUUUAUCUGAUGCUAAAAAUGAGCGUAAAUACAUUGAGAUAACGAGAUAAUUUUUUGUAUUGAUACAAAUUGUUUUCAGAUUUGUAUAAUUAUGUCAAGAAAUCAGUUUCACUUCAUAUCAGUUAUCUUAACUUAUUGGUUUUUGUAUUGUAAAAUUGUGAGUAAAUAUUUGAAAAGUUUAUGAAAUGGAUGAAUAAUUUAUGUUCUUUAUCAGUUGGUUAUAUUUUAUGGUUGAUCAUCUGACAUGACUGAAAAUCAGUCACAAUGGCGUAGAUGUAUUCACUCCUUGACUGACGUCUUCUAAAGCUUCAGUAUUCGCGUUAACCUUUAUCUUCAAAUUGUUUAUUCUGUAGAGGUGCUAGGUAUUUUACUAUUACAUAAUGCUUGACCAACCUUACUUAACUCGAUGUGC
Heterobilharzia americana is the source of this 3007-nucleotide messenger RNA. The record is from the annotation of a GenBank genome assembly. Lineage: Eukaryota; Metazoa; Platyhelminthes; Trematoda; Strigeidida; Schistosomatidae.